Molecule: messenger RNA, 1149 nt
Organism: Symbiodinium sp. CCMP2592
Lineage: Eukaryota; Dinophyceae; Suessiales; Symbiodiniaceae
Source: the annotation of a GenBank genome assembly
AUGGGCAUGAACAACCAGCAAGCCGUCACAACGCUGGCCCUGAGGGGCAUCUCCAAGAACUACACGGUCAGAACGGUACAGUAUUUCUUGGACACAGCGUGUGGAGACUUCGAGUGGAAGCGUUACAACUUCCUUUAUCUUCCACGGCGUGGACACUCCCAUUCGGGCCUUGCGAUCGUCAACUUCAUCGACGCACAAAGCUGUGCGACGUGCGAGUGGCGUCUUCGUCUGCUGCAAAGCGAGGGCGCGAUGAGUGGCAUCAAGUCAAUCGGAGAAUCUUAUAUCCAGGGAUUUGCACAGAACCUUGCGUAUUACGCGGCGUUGGUGAGCGAAGAUGCUCGGGAUGCUAGCCACGUGCUUGUGUUGGUCCCGGCCUUAAUGAGGAGUGUUCAGAUCGUGAUGAUCGGAGAUCUCACGGCCCAGCUGGGAUGGUUCGACGACGCGGCAGCACGAGUGAUGCUGUCGUUCUUCCCGGCCCAGGCUUUCCACGUGCCCGAGUUCCAACGGAUGAGGAAGCUGAGCAGAUUCGACGCUAUUUCCGGUUGCAAAGGUCUUUGCUCCCGUUUCGACUUAGAUGGACACUGGAACAUUCCCCCUGUGGCCCGCCAGCCUAUUGACAGCAGACACAGCGGCUCAACCCAGAUCUCCAUGCUGUUUCCACACCCGUACACUGGCGCAGACAUGGUCUGGCUUUCGGAUGUGCGGCAUCAUCCUCGGCUGUCCUUGCUGCACCCUGUGAGCAUGCAGCAUGCACGGAAAGAGAAAGCGGCGGGUGCACUACGCCAGAACGUGGUGAGCCCGGAGGAGAUGCUCACUUCUAGCCGGGUUGAAAAGUUGCGGAUCGGGCGGAAGCUAGGACUGACUUGCGGGCUCUUGGUCACUCGCAGCUACACAGGUCAAAUUCAGAUCUUGGAGGCUUGGUACGGCCACCCAUCCGACCCCAGCCGGCGCAUCGACGUCUCAGCACGUGUGUCCGAGUUUCUGCGGGGUCCUGGGCCCAUGGGUGCCGGGUUGGCGAACUUGGUGCGCGAAGGCUGCUACAGGGGCGACCAAGUCAGGUUGGAAGCUACCUCCAGCUUUUGGGGCCAGGACCCAGCACCCUUUGUCUGGAAGAAGCUCACGGUUCGCUACCGAUCACCUUCACAUUGA